AUGCUUCCCGAUAGGCUGCCGUACUCUAUUAGGAUUCUUCUGGAGUUGGCCAUUCGGAACUGCGACGAGUUCCAGGUCAAGAGCAAAGAUGUCGAGAAGAUCAUCGACUGGGAAAACACUUCUCCUAGACAAGUCGAGAUCCCAUUUAAGCCGGCUAGAGUGCUGCUGCAGGAUUUUACUGGGGUGCCUGCUGUCGUUGAUCUUGCUUGCUUGCGUGAUGCGAUGAAUAGCCUCGGGGGAGAUCUGAAUAAAAUCAACCCACUGGUUCCAGUGGAUCUUGUUAUCGACCACUCUGUUCAGGUUGAUGUGGCAAGGUCAGAAAAUGCUGUCCAGGCUAAUAUGGAACUUGAGUUUCAUCGGAACAAGGAGAGAUUUGGCUUUCUCAAGUGGGGUUCAACUGCAUUUCAUAAUAUGCUUGUUGUUCCGCCUGGAUUGGGGAUUGUCCACCAGGUUAAUCUAGAAUAUCUUGGCAGAGUGGUCUUCAACACAAAUGGCUUGCUUUACCCUGAUAGUGUUGUUGGUACUGAUUCACAUACAACUAUGAUAGACGGAUUAGGAGUUGCUGGUUGGGGAGUUGGAGGAAUAGAAGCAGAAGCUGCAAUGCUUGGCCAGGAUACUACUACAACUGCUCAUCAUCAAGAAGGAUCCUUGGUCCAAGAGAAAGUUGAAGACACAAGCUCUAAAGAUGCCAAUUCAGAUAUUACUGCAGCAAUUCAGCCAACCACAACUAGUACCAUAACUUGUGCCGUUUCAACACCUAUGGGAACUCAUGCUGAUUCUGUUUCAUCAAAUAUUCUUUCUCAUAGCCCAUCUGGUGUGUCGACUACUUCAACAGUUAUUCCUGGUCCUACUCAAGUUUUUAGUGUCCUAGAAAAUGAAGGUUCUGCCAAUUCAUCUACUUUUAAUUUUUCUACUUCUGGCAAGGAGGAAGAAAAUGUGAACUUCCCAGGUCGCCAACCAUCUACCUCCCUUAAUGAGGCUGGGAUUUUGAGUGGAAUGGCUGGGGUGCUCUAUCCAGUCAAUUGUCAUCUAGUAUACCUUCAGCCGACAUGCUUUCAGGGGGUGAAGGCUAAUGAAGUAACUGGAUUUGUUGAUACUGGUAGUGGUGCUGAGGGUUCAUCUAUGGCUGGCAGGAUUUUUUCACCUCCUAUAGUUACUGGCAUGGAGUGGAGGCCUGGAGUUUCUUUUAACCAGAAUCAGUCAGUAUGCUAUUGUGUACCUCUUUCAAUGCUUGAUUGGGUGCUGAAUCAUUUUUAA
Eucalyptus grandis is the source of this 1257-nucleotide messenger RNA. RefSeq names its product aconitate hydratase 1-like. Gene Ontology annotation, biological process: citrate metabolic process; tricarboxylic acid cycle. The record is from RefSeq and is a predicted model, not a curated record. Gene Ontology annotation, molecular function: aconitate hydratase activity; 4 iron, 4 sulfur cluster binding. Lineage: Eukaryota; Viridiplantae; Streptophyta; Magnoliopsida; Myrtales; Myrtaceae. The transcript has 6 exons. Bases 1 to 1257 code for a protein of 418 amino acids. Gene Ontology annotation, cellular component: cytosol; mitochondrion.